GUCUCUAUUGUACUUCUUCGACAAAGCGUGGUCGAACCCAACCACACCUUUUGAGAAAAGCCCUAAUAUUUAUACAUCACAGACUCGAUCGUCGGAGAAAUCUCACAUUUUCCGAUUAUCUCUCGCCGGAAUCCUCAAAUCCAACCCAAACAUCACCGAAAAAAUUGCCAGACUGGCCUCUGCCGACAUGUCAAACUCAAGAACAGCCAAAAAAACCUAGUCUGGCAGAAAGUAAAUUUUCAUCUGAAUCUGCGGCUACUUGAUGUUGAUUGCCAAAACUAUCUGCAUGCUUGAUUGGUUUUAUAAGUUGGUAAAGGCAGGCUGCAAUUAGAAACAUGUGACGUUGAUGGAGGUAAAAAUGUAUGUUUUGUAUUUCUGGUUCAUUGCAGUGCUGUGUUACUGAUCCAUUGAUUUGAAGCAAAAUCUAUUCCAAGCCAGAGGUGUCUGAACUGCAAAACACAACAGCUUCUCAUCCCAACAGAAGAAAAUGGACAUCAACUCUGUUAGCAAUCCCAACAUGGGUGAUGCAACUGGAGACAUAAACUCGCAGAGUCUAGAGGGAUCUCAAAAUGUGAAAACUCUGGAGUGUGAAAGUGGUGCAUCCAAACAGGAGCAAAUGUGCUUUAGCGAAAACUCUGUCAAAAAGGCUGUGAUUCUGAGGCUUACACCUGAUGGGCUACCUCCAGGCUGGAUAAAAGAAAUCAGAAUUCAAAGAAAGGCAAAUAAGACUAGAAAAGACCCGUACUACACGGAUCCUGUAAGUGGAUAUGUAUUUCGCUCUGAGAAAGAUGCUUUGCGCUAUCUGGAAACUGGAAACUUUAGUACAUGCGCUAUCAAGCCAAAGAAGAGGGAGGAACUGGAAUUUUUAAAUGGAGAGACUUCUCCUAACAUGGGUAAAUUAAGUGGAGGAAUAAGCUCUUCGAACCUAGAGGGGUCUCAAAAUGUGAAAGCUCUGGAGUGUACAACUUGUGUAUCUGAACAGAAGCAAACGGGGGUUACGAUGCAGUCUGGAGAAAAGGAUGUGAUUGUGAGGGUAACAACUAAGGGACUACCUCCAGGGUGGAUAAAAGAAAUCAGAAUUCAAAAGAAGGCAAAUAAGACAAGAAGAGAUCCGUACUACACGGAUCCUGCAAGUGGAUAUGUAUUCCGCUCCCAGAAGGAUGCUUUGCGCUAUCUGGAAACUGGAGACAUUAGUAGUUGUGCUACCAAACCAACAAAGAGGGAUGAAGUGAAAUUUUUAAAUGGAGAGACUUCUGUAAGUCUUCCAUCUGCAGGGCACUAUACAAGCAGAAGACAACUUUUUACAGGUACAGAAAACAAUGCCCCGAGCAGCAUAGAAACAACGGAUGCUGAGGGCUCGCAGAAAAGGCAAUGCACGAGUGUAUCUGCUGACAAUGGGACUGUUUCCACUCCCUCAACUGAGAUCUUACGGGAGGAGAAUCUGGAAAAGGAAAGUAUUGAAAAUAAGCGCAACAUAAAAAGGCAGUGCAUACCCAAGGUUAAAAAAGAACUUGAUUUGCCUCGUCGGUCUUCAAAACGACUCGAGGAGCUCAAACUCAAGACGGUGGCCAACUGUGUGUUAAGCGAAGAAGCUCAUGGAGCUGCAGCUGGAAAGUCUGGUGAAACUGAAGUGAAACCGUUGCAGAUGAUUUCAACGCAGAUUACAGAUCAUGAUUUGAGAGGCACAGAACUGUCAGACAUUAAUGAGAAGCCUUUGGAGGACCAAGCUGUUCCAGAAGAUCAACCAGCAAGGCCAGAAACUGAGAUGACAGACCAGGAAAAUCUAGGAUCUGAAGUCAAUCCAUCUGGGGAUUCCUGGUCCGAUCCGUGCCUAGAAUUCGCAUUUAAGACACUUACAGGGGCACUAGCUGUUGAGAAUAAUGUUGCAACAACGCAAGGUUAUUUCCAGGAACAAGUCAACACCUCUCGUGCUCAAACUGAUGGUAGUUUAGCACUACCAGAGUUCGGCAUGCCCUAUUUACCCAACUUUUUCCAAAGCAAUACUUCACCGGGUUUUGAUGCGCCAGGGGGGAAGCCUGUAUCUGUACCUCAGUUGCCAAUGAAUCCUACCUAUGUGCCUCCUGGACAACCUAACUUGGGAGGAAACAAUGAACACCAACCAAGAGUGAACUCAUGAAAGAUGAGCUGGCUAGGGUUUUUCUUGUUUUUGUCAAAACUAUGCUGCCUCGAGAAUCAAAACUGAAAUGUCAUUUUGUAGAUAUAAGACUCUUCUAGCUAUAGAGACAUCUGGUUUUGUAGAGGCUUAAACUUAACUAUUGUGCAUUAUGUUUUGAACUUGUGGAUUUGUGCUUUUAGUGUUUAACUGUUUCCUGUGUUGUAAUGAAUACUUUCAGAAUUUGUGAUCUGUUUUUGUGAGAUUGAUUAGUCUUGAA
Molecule: messenger RNA, 2393 nt
Organism: Camellia sinensis
Lineage: Eukaryota; Viridiplantae; Streptophyta; Magnoliopsida; Ericales; Theaceae
Molecular function (GO): DNA binding
Source: RefSeq, a predicted model, not a curated record